AUGGGUAAACGACCACCAGCACCUUUAUAUAUCAUACGAAGCCACGAGAGUAGUAUCUCCAAGGUUUCAUUUAAUAGAAACUCAGAUUGCAUUUUAUCUGCGGAUGAUGAUGGUGUCGUAGUCAUUACGUCAACAAAAACGAUGAGAUCUUCGCGGCGGUGGAAAGCACACGAGAGCGCUGUACUCACACUAGAAAUAACAGACGAUCAUUUAUUAACGCAUGGCAGGGACAACUUGGUAAAACUCUGGGAAAUCGGCGAUAUACAUACCGAAGAAGAUAUUAUACCAAAUUUGAUUGAUCGGUUUCAUGUUAACGCGCUCAAUUUCUGCAAUGUUAGUCUCUGCGUCGGUCCUCCAACUUGGUUGGCAGCACCUCAUUUGACGGAUUCAUCGACGAUUGAUAUUUGGGAGAUACCAUCCAAAGAGCGCAUUUUCAGAUCAAUAGGUGGAGAAGAACGAGGUGUAGAUGGUCGUGGAGAGUCGAAAACGGGCUUGUGUAUGUCUUUGAAGUUAUACAGACAUGCAGACACCCACAGAUUAUUGGCGGCAUAUGAAGAUGGUAGUGUGGUUCUAUAUCACCUCGAGAAUAUGACCUGGAAAGAGCUGUGGCGAGUAAAGAAGCACAAUGAAGCUGUUAUGGGAUUAUGCACAACUAGUGAUCUAAGAUACGCAUUCACAGUUAGUGUGGAUAGAUGCAUAGUCAAGUACGACCUGCAGGAAUAUGAGAGCGAUGAGACGAUGAUAAUUGACAGUUCAGAAAAAAUAACCGAACAUACCGCCAAGAUGCCAAUUACGAAGAGCUAUACAACACAAUCAAAUGGUCAUUCAAGUAUCUCUGUAAGGAAGGAUAGUAAGAUAUUGGCAGUGGGCUGCUGGAACGGAAGCGUGGAACUUUACUCAGCGAAAAGUAUGAAAUUGGUUGGCGUACUUGAUUUACACAGACAAUCUGUCUCUUCACUGGCCUUCUCAACAGUUGAUGAAGACACUAGCGAGACAGAUGAAGACAACCUCAAUAGUGUUAUUGAAGCACCCUUGUCGAGCUUGUUACUUACAGGCGCACGCGAUGAUAGAGUUGCGAUAUAUCAAAUAGACUUGUGAACGACAGUAAAAUGCUUUAUUUGAAAUAGACUAAGCAUAUAAAUGAACAUGUAUAUCAAUAACAAAGGAAUGGUUCAGUGGUAAGCGUAAAUAUGUACAGGUAUCCUUAUUGAAAUUAUCGCGCUAUCUUCGUUAUAGCCGGGAUUAUUAGCUGUUGCUAAGCAUAUUAUUCGACUUCAGCAAGUUAUAAUUCAAUUUGCAUGUCCUUCAUGCGAGUUGUGACUACUGUUCUUGAGCAGAUUUGAAUUUGAGUGGUUGUUCGAGCUGUUGUCAAACAGAGGAGCAACAAACUCAUCCAGAAGGAGUGUGGAGUUUGGUCUCGUAGGCGAGUACAACGUUUCUGGUCUAGUAGGUAAAGAUUCAGAAUCUGUCUUACGAGGUCUUGGUCUCGGUCUCGGUACGGCUUUCUCAACAUCCUGAACAUCCUCUUCUUCAAUCUCAUUCUUUGUGUUCGGCGCCUUCUUGUUAUAGCCGUGGUAGAAAUCUUCUGGUAAGAUUGUCUCUUCUCCUCAACAUUAGGCUUGCGUUUCAGAACUUGUUGAGUUAUCCAAACUGCUAUCAUGAAAACGACACAUGCUGGGUAUCUUAUAAGCUAGAGCGAUAUUAUGAUAUGAGGACAUACCACCAACGACGAUCGCGACUAUAAUAGCAGGGAAAUACUUGUUUUUAGGUUCUAUUACACUGCUCAUCUUUCAUUCAUUCAAUCGAAGGUGGAAAACAAGAACGUCCUUAGUUACGCAAUGAAGGAAUUUUUUGACAUUUUCGCA
Molecule: messenger RNA, 1865 nt
Organism: Wallemia mellicola CBS 633.66
Lineage: Eukaryota; Fungi; Basidiomycota; Wallemiomycetes; Wallemiales; Wallemiaceae
Product: WD40 repeat-like protein
Exons: 8
Coding region: 1-1098 (365 amino acids)
Molecular function (GO): protein binding
Source: RefSeq, a predicted model, not a curated record